GGCCUUUUCUGGGUGGCCGCGAGAGAGGCAGCACCAUGAAGGCGUCGGGCACCCUGAGGGAGUACAAAGUUGGAAAAGGGUCUGAUCUGACGAGAAGGGUUAAAAACAUUAUUAAGUUGGAGUUACCACGAGCAAGAGACAUUGUCAAGCUGGAGUUACCACAAGGAAAUAAGGAAAAUUACAGUUAUAAAUAUGAAGAAGAGCCGCGGAAGGGCCAUGGAAGUGACCUGAGGGCCUCGGACAUAAGGUUACCGGGUUAGACUGAUGGGAAUAAGGACUGACAAAUCCCGGAACCAGGAGGAAGGGACGUUGGAUAAAGAUUGGACUUGUCUAUAUCUUGCUUUUUCUCUUUCUUUAUUAUCAGAAUGUUUUAUAAAGUUGAUGAAUGAUAGAAAAAUGUUGGAAGAAAUUACCUGGCUUUAGUAAAGAUGCAUAAAGAAUUAUGAAAGAAUAUUAUGAUUAUAAGAAGCUGGUAAGGUUAAGACUUAAGUUUUAAAUUUUAAGGUUUACUUUAUUAUAGAAAGAUAGGAUUAAAUUAGUCGAGGGUAAUGUAAUGAUAGAAUUUUAUGACACAUGGAAAGGAAAGGAUUUGCUGGGAUAAUUAAUAACUAGAAUACAAAGGAAGGGAGGAGGAGGAGGUCUAUGAAAGAAGGUAAUGACAGUUAAGGGUCUGAAAAUAAUGAACUUGUUUUGUUUUUGUUUUUUAUUCUUUUUUCUGUAUUUUCUAUUUUCUUGUAUUUUUACUUUUUGUACUUUUUGUUUUUGUGUAACUUUUGUAUCCUUUGAAAUUUUAAUAUCAUUUUAAAAAAAAAAAGUUGUUGGGAGAUGCCUCCCCACUCCUAAGUGCCCAACCCCACCUCUCUAUCGUAUGCGCAUCUUUGCUCCUAAUCAUGUUGUUGCAAAGUCCCGUUUCUGGUACUUUGUCUCUCAGCUGAAGAAGAUGAAGAAAUCUUCUGGGGAAAUUGUGUACUGUGGACAGGUUUUUGAGAAGUCUCCGUUGAAGGUGAAAAAUUUCGGUAUCUGGCUGCGCUAUGAUUCUCGUAGUGGAACGCAUAACAUGUACAGGGAGUACAGGGAUUUGACAACUGCUGGAGCUGUUACACAGUGCUAUCGCGAUAUGGGAGCUCGUGCUCACUCAAUUCAGAUCAUGAAAGUUGAAGAGAUCGCUGCUAACAAGCGCCGCAGACCAGCUGUCAAGCAGUUCCAUGAUUCCAAAAUCAAGUUCCCUCUGCCACAUAGAGUUCUGCGUCGUCAACAUAAGCCACGCUUCACCACCAAGAGACCAAACACGUUCUUCUAAAUGCAGACUUGGUUCAUUUGCUCUGAGUUUCAAUAAAGUUCUUUUUGAACUUCUGAAAAAAACAAAAAA
Messenger RNA from Podarcis lilfordi (Lilford's wall lizard), 1369 nucleotides. The record is from the annotation of a GenBank genome assembly. Lineage: Eukaryota; Metazoa; Chordata; Lepidosauria; Squamata; Lacertidae.